Manihot esculenta (cassava) is the source of this 1734-nucleotide messenger RNA. RefSeq names its product 7-deoxyloganetin glucosyltransferase. The record is from RefSeq and is a predicted model, not a curated record. The transcript has 2 exons. Bases 131 to 1573 code for a protein of 480 amino acids. Gene Ontology annotation, molecular function: UDP-glycosyltransferase activity. NCBI's taxonomy places the organism in Eukaryota, Viridiplantae, Streptophyta, Magnoliopsida, Malpighiales, Euphorbiaceae.
CAUUUCACUGGAAUCCAACUGUUCAAGCCAACCUCUCUCUUUCUUUGGUUAUAAGAAGCAGCAUUUAGCUUCAUUUUUCCUGAUCAAAUUCAGCUUUUGUAGACUAUUACUACACAAUACACAAGCACAGAUGGUUCCCUUCGCCAUUGCCAGAGACAAGAGACCUCAUGCUGUGUGCGUCCCAUAUCCAGCUCAAGGUCAUGUAAAUCCAAUGCUCAAGCUUGCAAAAAUCCUCCACUCCAAUGGCUUUCACAUAACUUUCGUCAACACAGAGUAUAACCACAGACGCUUGCUCAGUUCUAGAGGCCCUGACUCUCUUGACGGAUUGCCAGAUUUCUACUUUGAUUCCAUCCCUGAUGGGCUUCCACCCUCUGAUGCCGAUGCCACCCAAGACAUUCCUUCUCUCUGUGCCUCCACCUCCAAGUACAGCUUACUCCCAUUUCGUCAUCUUCUUUCCAGGCUGAAUUCUUCCAGUACUGUUCCACCUGUUACUUGUGUUAUUUCUGAUGCUUGCAUGAGCUUCACUCUUGACGCAGCUCAAGAAUUUGGAAUUCCUAAUGUACUUUUCUGGACACCCAGCUCCUGUGGCGUUUUGGGGUAUGCUCAUUAUCGUCAUCUGAUUGAAAGAGGCUUGACUCCUAUUAAAGAUGAGAGCCAUCUAACAAAUGGGUACUUGGAAACAACCAUAGAUUGGAUUCCAGGAAUGAGAAAUAUUCGCUUAAGGGAUCUUCCAAGCUUUAUCAGAACUACUGACAGAAAUGACAUCAUGCUCAAUUUCCUUGCAAGGGAAAUAGAGAGAACUUCAAGAGCUUCUGCUGUCAUUUUGAAUACAUUCGAGGCCUUUGAGAAACAUGUGUUGGAUGUUCUUUCCACCAUGUUACCUCCUAUUUAUACUAUUGGUCCUCUUCAGUUACUUGUUGAUCAGAUCCCAAAUAGCAACUUGAGAAACAUUGGUUCAAAUCUUUGGAAAGAACAACCAGAGUGUAUUCACUGGCUUGAUUCAAAAGAUCCAAACUCUGUUCUGUAUGUAAACUUUGGUAGCAUCACUGUAAUAACCCCACAACAAAUGGUGGAAUUUGCUUGGGGGCUAGCCAACAGCAAGAAACCAUUUUUAUGGAUAAUAAGGCCAGAUCUUGUGGUUGGCGAAGCUGCGAUGUUGCCGCCGGAAUUCGUAUCUGAAACUGAGGAUAGAGGAAUGUUAGCGAGCUGGUGUCCACAAGAGCAAGUCUUGAAGCAUCCUGCAAUAGGAGGGUUUUUAAGCCAUAUGGGGUGGAACUCGACAUUGGACAGUGUGUGUGGAGGUGUUCCAAUGGUUUGUUGGCCAUUCUUCGCGGAGCAACAGACCAACUGUUGGUUUGCCUGCAAUGAAUGGGGUAUUGGCAUGGAGAUUGAUAACGAUGUAACGAGAGAAGAAGUGGAGAAUCUUGUGAUAGAGUUAAUGGAUGGAAAGAAGGGUAUAGAAAUGAAAAGGCAGGCAAUGGAAUGGAAGACCAAAGCAGAGAAGGCCACAACACCAGGUGGCUCUUCUCACAGGAAUUUGGUCGAACUGCUUGGAUUUCUUCAAAGAAAAUGAGGUUGAAUUUCUAACGGUAAUACAGAGUAUCACACCCGUUGGUUGAGCAUUGUUUGUUUUUAUUAUAUAUUUGCUGUGUACUUUUACUAGUUGUCAUAUUUGGUGGUUAUGUUCCAUUGGAUUGUAGAUUCUUUAUUUAAAGAAAAAAAAUUCUACUGCAA